UGUUUUAAUUUAUUUAUCGGGGUGAGAUUUAUCAUUUUAUUGUUUACUCUGUUUUUCUGCUCUCUUAUGAACUUAUAAUUAAGCCAAAAAGAAAAAAAAAAGAAAAGGUUUUAAUGAAUUUGAUAAUGAGCUGAACAGCAGAAAAAAGAGGGAUCUUUGGAGUGGAAAAUAGAAUAAGAAUAGAAUCUUUGUUGGUUGUUUCUUCUUUUUUUAAAAAAAAAAAAACAAAAUUGGUUUUGUGAAAUGAAUUGUGGGUUUCUGGGUUGUUCUUCAAAAGGAUCUGUUUGAAGCUUUGGGGUUUUGUUUUUGAGUCCUUAUAGAAGGGGGGAAAUGGCUAGAAGUAAUGAAGUCAACCUCAAUGAAUGCAAGAUGGUGGUUCCCCUAAAUACGUGGGUCCUCAUCUCCAAUUUUAAGUUGGCUUACAAUCUUCUUCGUCGACCUGAUGGCACUUUCAAUCGUCACUUGGCAGAGUUUCUUGAUCGCAAAGUCCCUGCUAAUGCGAACCUAGUUGAUGGGGUUUUCUCGUUUGAUGUUCUCAUUGAUCGUGGUACGAGCCUCCUGAGUCGGAUUUAUAGGCCAGCUACAGCUGAAGAGCCUCAACCGAAUAUUGCUGAACUUGAGAAGCCUGUUACAGCGGAGGUGGUCCCUGUUAUUAUUUUCUUUCAUGGCGGAAGCUUUGCACAUUCCUCGGCUAAUAGUGCUAUAUAUGACACUCUAUGUCGGAGAUUGGUAAGCCUUUGUAAGGCUGUUGUGGUCUCCGUGAAUUAUCGCCGUGCACCCGAAAAUAGAUAUCCGUGUGCUUAUGAUGAUGGGUGGACUGCUCUCAAGUGGGUUAACUCUAGACCAUGGCUUCAAAGUCAGAAAGAUUCUAAGGUUCAUAUAUAUCUAGCCGGAGAUAGCUCUGGUGGUAACAUUGCACACCAUGUUGCUCUGCGAGCCAUAGAAUCGGGAAUUGAUGUAUUGGGAAAUAUAUUGCUCAAUCCAAUGUUUGGUGGACAAGAAAGAACUGAAUCUGAAAAGCGUUUAGAUGGGAAAUACUUUGUUACUCUACGAGAUCGGGACUGGUAUUGGAGAGCUUAUCUUCCUGAAGGCGAAGACAGAGACCAUCCUGCAUGUAAUCCUUUUGGACCUAACGGUAGAAGUCUCGAGGGAAUCAAAUUUCCAAAGAGUCUUGUCGUGGUUGCCGGCUUGGACCUUAUUCAGGAUUGGCAAUUUGCUUAUGUUGAAGGGCUCAAGAAAGCUGGACAAGAGGUUAAACUUUUAUACAUGGAACAGGCCACGAUUGGUUUCUACUUGUUGCCGAAUAGCAAUCACUUCCAUACUGUUACGGACGAGAUAAGCAAGUUCGUGGGUUCUGACUCUAUUAAAACAAUAGGGGAAAGAAUCAUGCAAUGUAUCGGACCUCUAUUAUGCGUAGAUUAUGUAUGUUUAUUCAAAUGUUUUUUAGGAUAAGAUGGAAAAUAAAUUGAUUAUUAAUAUUAUUUGAUAAUGAAUAUAAAAGUGGGUUGUAGUA
Molecule: messenger RNA, 1513 nt
Organism: Gossypium raimondii (Peruvian cotton)
Lineage: Eukaryota; Viridiplantae; Streptophyta; Magnoliopsida; Malvales; Malvaceae
Product: gibberellin receptor GID1C
Exons: 2
Coding region: 331-1452 (373 amino acids)
Biological process (GO): positive regulation of gibberellic acid mediated signaling pathway; floral organ morphogenesis; raffinose family oligosaccharide biosynthetic process
Cellular component (GO): cytoplasm; nucleus
Molecular function (GO): gibberellin binding; hydrolase activity
Source: RefSeq, a predicted model, not a curated record